AGAUGGUCCAGCCCAUGUUUCACUACUAGGCCCAAACAACAAAUUUCAGUAAAGCCCACAACUCCUCAGUCAGAUUCCCAAAACCAAAAAUUACACAGAAUUCCAACCGGGAAAAAACAAACCUAAACCAGCUUUCCCUCGCUUCCCUCGUUCUAGCCGGCGCUCACGGAGCAACCCUAGCCGCCGCCGCGCCGUCGUCAUCAGCCACUCCACUCUCCGGUCACCGCUUCCUCUUAUAUGUACCGUCAUCUCUGCUCCCUCCCUCAUUUUCCGUUUGUACCUUUCCUAUGAAUCACAAAGGGUUUAUGAAUUGGCUUGAUAUCCUAAACUAUUCGUAGUCCUUUGUUUCUCUAUCGAAUACAUGGCUACUCUGCUUGUUGGUCUUUGAAUUGUCCCAAGCAAGCUCGGUGGCGAUUUGAUGGAUCUUUCAACUUUGAUUGAACGACUGAGGAUGAGAAUUACAAAGAACUGUUCUGUUUAGGAUAUCAAUUUGAAACCUUUUUUGUUCUGCAGAAAAUCAUCAUGACGGCUGUCAAUGCUGAGUUAACCCGAGCGAUUGGAGCAGCCAUUAGGCCAUCUUCGAGCAAAAUCGAUUUCUCCCAUCGAGCUGUAGAUAGGUGUGCGUUUAAUCCUUCCUUCGAGGGACGCUCACUCCAAGCAGUAGGAGUUACUGGUGCAGCUAAAAACAGAGUCUUUGCCAUGGGAAAUGGAAGUGGGAGCGGAGAUGGGUCUAGUGGCGGGCUGACUUACAAGGAUGCCGGUGUAGAUAUUGACGCCGGGACCGAACUCGUGAGGAGGAUUGCUAAGAUGGCCCCUGGAAUUGGUGGUUUCGGUGGUCUCUUCCCCCUCGGGGAUUCAUAUCUUGUUGCUGGUACAGAUGGAGUGGGUACCAAAUUGAAACUUGCUUUCGAGACAGGAAUCCAUGACACUAUUGGCAUCGAUUUGGUUGCAAUGAGUGUCAAUGAUAUAGUCACUUCAGGUGCAAAACCUCUCUUCUUUCUUGAUUACUUUGCAACUAGUCAUCUUGAUGUCGACCUGGCCGAAAAGGUUAUUAGAGGCAUUGUGGAUGGCUGCCAACAAUCUGAUUGCGCGCUAUUGGGAGGAGAGACUGCAGAGAUGCCAGAUUUCUAUGCAGAGGGUGAAUAUGAUCUCAGUGGUUUUGCAGUCGGCAUUGUUAAGAAGGAGUUGUUCAUUGAUGGGAAGAACAUUGUAGCUGGGGAUGUUUUGAUCGGAUUACCAUCUAGUGGAGUCCAUUCUAAUGGGUUUUCUCUUGUCAGAAGGGUGUUAGAUCGAAGUGGUCUUUCUCUGAAGAACCAACUUCCUGGAAAUGGCCUUACUUUAGGUGAGGCUCUAAUGGCCCCUACUGUCAUAUAUGUCAAGCAGGUGCUGGACAUAAUUGGCAAGGGAGGUGUAAAGGGCAUAGCCCACAUUACAGGAGGCGGUUUUACAGAUAACAUACCUAGAGUUUUCCCCAAAGGUCUUGGGGCUGCUAUUUACAACAACUCCUGGGAAGUCCCACCUGUCUUUAAAUGGAUCCAAGAUGCUGGAAACAUAGAAGACGCAGAGAUGAGACGAACAUUCAACAUGGGCAUCGGGAUGGUGCUAGUGGUGCCUAAGGAAGUAGGAAGAAGAAUCGUCGAGGAUGGAGAACACAAGGCGUGCCUAAUUGGCGAGGUCGUAGGGACCGAAGGAGUAAGCUAUUUAUAACCGCCGGUGAUAAACUCUUCGAGAUUCC
Linum trigynum is the source of this 1735-nucleotide messenger RNA. Lineage: Eukaryota; Viridiplantae; Streptophyta; Magnoliopsida; Malpighiales; Linaceae. The record is from the annotation of a GenBank genome assembly.